GACCACAGAACCGUAACGGGGGGAACAGCUUUACAAGAUUUGAGGGGGAGAGGAAGGAGAGAGGAAGGAGGACCCAAAAACGAACGAAAUUCAAAUUGGCGCUCACGUUUUCAAGUUUCAACGUAUCUUCCCCCCAAUUUAUUUCGAAUCUAUUUUCCUUAAAUCCCUCCUUACCCAUCCUCCUCUCCGUCCCAACAAUGUCAGAUCUGCCGCCGGAAAACCCCAAUCUGCCGCUCACUUCCUCGUCUUCCUCUUUGCACCAUUCCUACAGCCGGAAGCAGAAAUCUCUGGGCCUUCUUUGCACCAAUUUCUUAGCUCUGUACAAUCGCCAUGGAAUCGAAACCAUUGGGCUUGAUGACGCCGCCUCCAAAUUAGGAGUUGAGAGACGGAGAAUCUACGAUAUUGUUAAUGUUCUGGAGAGUGUUGGGGUUUUAACAAAAAGAGCGAAGAAUCAGUAUACGUGGAAAGGAUUUUCUGCGAUUCCGGCAGCGUUGAAGGAGCUACAAGAAGAAGGUGCUAAGGACACUUUCCACCGUUUUUAUACCAACGAGAAUGUCAAAGUAUCUGAUGAUGAAGAUGAUGAGGAAGAGUCUUCUUCUCAGCCUCUUUCUAGUAGCCAGACUGAUACCUCCAAACCUGGCUCCCUUGAUUCCUCUAAAAUAGAUAAUCGACGAGAGAAAUCUUUAGGACUGCUUACUCAGAACUUUAUCAAGCUCUUUGUUUGCUCUGAAGCUAGGAUCAUCUCCCUUGACGAGGCUGCAAAAUUACUACUUGGAGAUGCCCACAAUACAUCAAUAAUGAGAACAAAAGUGAGGCGGCUUUAUGAUAUUGCGAAUGUCUUGUCAUCAAUGAAUCUCAUUGAGAAGACUCACACCUUAGAUUCUAGAAAACCAGCUUUCAAAUGGUUAGGAUACAAUGGUGAGCCUACUUUCACACUCAGCAGCGAUUUGAUGCAAGCCGAAUCAACGAAGAGAGUUUUUGGAACUGAUCUCACUAACGUCAGUGUCAAGAGAAGCAGAACCCAUGAAAAUGCUACCGAGAGGAGGAUAAAGAUGAAACAACACGCAAUAGCAGAUAGUUCUUAUAAUCAAAGCUCUGAUGAUGCUCAUGAAUCAAGACGCUACAAGUUUGGUCUUUUUGCACCAGCCGCUGGUGGUACAUAUCCAGCUGCUCGUUUGGAGGACAACUCCAAGAGAGCUUUUGAUGUUGAGAAUCUAGUUUCGGAUUAUCGUCCUACUUACCAAAAUCAAGUUUUGAAAGACCUCUUUGCGCAUUACAUGGACGCUUGGAAGUCAUGGUACAGCGAAGUCACGCAGAAGAAUCCAUUACCAGAUACAUCAAAACGCCAUUAGAGAUAUUCUUAAUCUUCUCUUAUUAGUGAACAUUUCGUUUUGACCAAUGUGGGUUUAGUUUCUCCACACAAUUUUAACGGCAGGAAUCCGACAUUUUAAGAUGCAGACUGCACCAUCUCUGUGCUUUUGUAGUCACUGUAGGCUGUUUAGAAAUCAUCUUUUGCUUGAUUCCGAUGCCAGUUGUAUGUAACUUAUAUAUAAUCCCCAUCUUUUCUUUUUAAAGAAUCUCAAAAGUGAAAACCUAGGUUCUAUACGGAUCUCUUUGUUUUAAAUUAUUGUACACUCAUUAGUAUCACUAUCACUGUAUCAGGAAGAAUAGUGCUCAUCUCAGAGAUAGGAAGGAGCUUUCUACCAUCCCCAUGGUUCAUCAGAGAUAUACCGAGUCACCUGCUUCACACUCAAGUACUGAGUCACAGGCAUAAAAUGUAAUGUACAUGUAUUAUUGGAGCUUCUUGAUAUGGGUAUGUAGAUAAAUCUAAACUCACUGGGAGUCAUUUGCCAUCUGAAUGGGUUCAUCCUGGGUGGAGAAAGUUUUGACACGCAGAACAGGACCAAAGACUUCGUCUAAUACUGCGAAAAUCAAUAAAACACUUGCAAGUGAUUACAGGCUCUAGAUAGGAUUAGUCUAGAAUUGUCAUGUACCUCAGGA
Molecule: messenger RNA, 2001 nt
Organism: Brassica napus (rape)
Lineage: Eukaryota; Viridiplantae; Streptophyta; Magnoliopsida; Brassicales; Brassicaceae
Product: E2F transcription factor-like E2FE
Exons: 11
Coding region: 198-1352 (384 amino acids)
Biological process (GO): regulation of transcription by RNA polymerase II
Cellular component (GO): RNA polymerase II transcription regulator complex
Molecular function (GO): DNA-binding transcription factor activity, RNA polymerase II-specific; RNA polymerase II cis-regulatory region sequence-specific DNA binding
Source: RefSeq, a predicted model, not a curated record